This is a messenger RNA of Maylandia zebra (zebra mbuna), 4482 nucleotides long. RefSeq names its product early B cell factor 3. NCBI's taxonomy places the organism in Eukaryota, Metazoa, Chordata, Actinopteri, Cichliformes, Cichlidae. Gene Ontology annotation, molecular function: DNA binding; DNA-binding transcription factor activity. The record is from RefSeq and is a predicted model, not a curated record. Gene Ontology annotation, biological process: regulation of DNA-templated transcription.
UUUCAGUCCUCGGGGAAAGAGGGCUUAGUUUUGCAUGUUCCCAUCCAUCCUGCACGACGCGAAAGGGCCCCUUAUCCACCUCUCCUGUGUACUAGGAACACCUCCACUGGUGAUCAGCCUUUGCCUGUGUUUGUCUUGUGGAGAAGCAGCAGCACCUUUUCAGGAGUGGGUUUUUUAUUCAACAAGAAGUCCUGAAGGUUUUGGAUGCGGUGCUUCAGGGAUGUGGGCACUUUGAGAGCAGCAUCACCCACAAACACAAACAACUGCCAUCGAUUUUUCUGUGAAUAGCACAAAAAAAAAAAGAAAAAGAAAAAAAAAACAGAGGAACAAUAGCAACACAAAAAAAUCUUGUCUAUUGAACAAUUCACUUUUCCAGUCUGUGGAUACCGCUCUAACUAAGUACAGCACUUUGAGAAUUGUUCACAUCGGACGGACUGAAGAGGGAGGCAAGACCUGUGGACCGGGUUUUCCCUCGCAAGUCUGAAUCGGCUCUCGCUACUUAUCCCGUGAAAAAAAAAACCCUGAAGGAUAACACGCUUGGACGUUUAUUUGCCUAAUUUCGCAGGAGGCUCUUUUUCACGCAAAUUGUCCUAAAUGUUUGGGAUUCAGGAAACUAUACCGCGGGGUGGGACGACGAUGAAGGAGGAACCGCUGGGUGGACUGAACUCGGUCCGCUCCUGGAUGCACACAGCUGGGGUGGUGGAUGCAAACACAGCCGCCCAAAGCGGUGUCGGCUUGGCACGGGCACAUUAUGAAAAGCAGCCCCCUUCCAACCUCAGAAAAUCCAAUUUUUUCCAUUUCGUCCUGGCGCUGUAUGACAGACAGGGUCAGCCCGUGGAGAUCGAAAGGACAGCUUUUGUGGACUUUGUGGAGAAAGAAAAAGAACCAACCAGUGAAAAAACUAACAAUGGGAUACAUUACAAACUACAGUUAUUGUACAGUAACGGCGUCAGAACAGAACAGGAUCUUUACAUACGGUUAAUCGAUUCCAUGACGAAGCAGGCCAUAGUUUAUGAGGGUCAAGACAAGAAUCCAGAAAUGUGCAGAGUUCUUCUUACUCAUGAAAUUAUGUGCAGCCGAUGCUGUGACAAGAAAAGCUGUGGAAACAGGAACGAGACUCCCUCAGACCCAGUGAUCAUUGACAGAUUCUUCCUAAAGUUCUUUCUCAAGUGCAAUCAGAACUGUCUGAAGAAUGCAGGGAAUCCACGAGACAUGCGCAGAUUCCAGGUUGUCGUAUCGACGACCGUCAAUGUGGACGGCCAUGUCUUGGCUGUCUCUGACAACAUGUUUGUACACAACAAUUCCAAGCAUGGGCGAAGGGCUCGCAGACUCGACCCUUCAGAAGGUACGCCUCCUUAUCUGGAGAAUGCAGCCACCCCAUGCAUCAAGGCUAUCAGUCCCAGUGAGGGAUGGACCACUGGAGGUGCCACUGUCAUCCUCAUAGGGGACAACUUCUUCGAUGGCCUACAAGUUGUGUUCGGCACCAUGCUUGUAUGGAGUGAGCUCAUAACUCCCCACGCCAUCCGCGUCCAGACUCCACCUCGGCACAUUCCCGGUGUUGUGGAAGUAACGCUGUCCUACAAGUCCAAGCAGUUCUGCAAAGGCGCCCCUGGAAGAUUCGUCUAUACCGCCCUGAAUGAGCCAACCAUCGACUAUGGGUUCCAGAGGCUGCAGAAAGUCAUCCCCAGACACCCCGGCGACCCUGAGAGGUUACCAAAGGAGGUGCUACUGAAGAGGGCGGCUGAUCUCGUUGAAGCCCUGUAUGGAAUGCCUCACAACAAUCAGGAGAUCAUUCUGAAGAGGGCAGCUGACAUCGCAGAGGCCCUGUACAGCGUUCCCCGCAACCACAACCAGAUCCCCUCUCUCGCUAACACAGCCUCCCACGGCAUGAUGGGAGUCAACUCCUUCAGCAGCCAACUAGCAGUCAAUGUGUCUGAGUCACAAGGAAAUGACCAAGUGGGUUACAGCCGGAACACCAGCAGCGUGUCCCCCAGGGGCUACAUCUCCAGCAGCACCCCACAGCAGUCGAGCUACAACACCGUCAGCAACAGCAUGAAUGGCUACGGCAAUGCCGGUAUGAACCUGGGAGUGCCAAGCUCCCCUGGGUUCCUCAACGGAUCCUCUGCCAACUCCCCAUAUGGAAUUAAACAAAAGAGCGCCUUCGCCCCUGUGGUCCGACCCCAGGCCUCCCCACCCCCCUCCUGCACCAGCGCCAACGGCAACGGACUGCAAGCCAUGUCCGGCCUAGUUGUCCCUCCAAUGUAAAUGCACUUUCGUCAUCUCAAGCACCAGUCUACCCACUACCACUUCACAGGGCACCCCCUCAGCACACUGCAAAAGGCUGGUGCAAUGUAUAGUCCACCGCUUGUUCUGUUUUUGAAGACGAAGAAAAAAAAAAAGAAAGAAAAGAAAGACUUUUUUUUUUUUAAAUUUUCAUUGACUUUCACAGCCUGCAGAAAAAAAAGGAUUUCAUGAUGAACAAUAUUUUUUUUCUGUGGGAUUUUUUUUUGUUUAUUCCCCCACCCUCCUCCCAUUUUAUCACCCUUGAAGAGGACACAGGAUGAUGAAGUGUUUAUUUUGUAUACCUGUCGGGUUGCGCUUCGGUCUCGGAUUUGUCCAAUCAACCACACGCUCAAUACUGGAAGGGACUCUGUGGACUCACCAUCUGGUUGUAAAGUAAAAACACUGAUGUACAGUACAUUUGCCAAUGAACUUGUUUGCCUCAGAAAUUGUUUUCUGUUUCAACUCUCUUUUAAUAGAUUCACAACAGUUGUGUGUCUUUAUAAUGUGACUUUUUUGUAUUUUUAUGUGUGAGAAAAAUACACAGGGGCCAAGACAGUUUGAAUUUCAACUGGAAAAUAUAUGAGAUAUAUAAUGUAGAAAAUCGAUCAUAAAAGUACAACAAAUACGAGUAAAAAGGGGCAGGGCUGGGUGGGUAACGUUGUAUCAUGUUUCAUUCCUGCAUUUUAACUUAAAUUUUGUAAUUUAUUGUAGCUAGAAAUCAUCUUCAAAAGUAAAAAAAAAUCCUCUUUGAUUCAACAAGCACACUGAUGUGUACAAAACACUGCUCUGUUGAUGAAUAUGAUGUACUUCCAUGUCUAGAGCUUCCUUUUAAGCAAGUGUGUUUUGCCAUGUUUUUCAACUUUUUUGCUAGCACUGUAUAUUAAUGCAUUCCUAGGCUACUGUGAAGUCUGUUUCUUGUUGAUGAGGAGCAGUCUCCCCCCCCUAGCUCCAACUCCCUUAUGUGUUUUAUAUGUGGUAAAAAAAAAAUUGUAGACUAUUGUGAUAUUGCCAAACGUGUGCUAAAUAUUUAUACAUCUGUCUUUUUCAUGUUCUUUUAGAUCAACAAAAAAGAAAAAAAAAAAGAAAAAAAACCCCAAAACUAAAUUACAAUCCAUUGACAAUGUAGGACUAUAGUAGUUCAUUGUCAUAUUUCUGUUCCAAUACACACUUGCGCUCACUGAGGGAAAUUUUGUAACAUAUCAACUAUAAAUAAUGUAUUUAUCUCUGAAAUUUUGUAUAUUGCUUUUCAUUAUGUAUGUAUUAAUCGUCAUGCCCUUAAUAUAGUGAUGCAGCACAGAUAAUUCAGCCAAGAACUGUUGCCUUCAUUUGUUUUUCUUUUUGUAUUUGAUGAAAUGCAAUGUGCAUAUAUUUCAUGUGUAUCCUCAAAAUUUGUGUUACUCCGUCAAGACUCUCUGUCCAUUUUUUAAAGGGGAAGUCAAACUUCAUUGUUUAUUUUUGUAUUGAUUUUAAAUUAUCUAUACAGACCAUUUUGGAGAAAACUUUGUUGGUUGUAUUGUCAAAUAAAUUGUUUGUGACCCAUAUGAUAGUUGUUAAGAUCCAAUAGAGACUAAUGUGCAUGAGGGACAACCUUGGAGAUAAAAAAAAAACACUCCAUCUGUGGUUGUAUUUUUUUCUGUUUUGUAGAAUGUAUAGAAGUCAUUUUUACUCACCACUUAUGACUCUGCCACAUAGCUUACUUGUGUUUACAGGGAAGACAAAUUUAAAACUGUUCAACAUUUGGAAUGGAAACAGAAAUGAAUAAGCGAUGUUUUAUUAAAAUUUUCAGUAAAAACACAAUAGCUACUCAACUGUGGACUUCUUCAGUUUGAAGUACAGUUUGGCUGGCAGACAAACUGACAAUCAGGAACAAGAAAAAGACAGUAGAAACUUCUGAGGACAAACCUGUGAUUCGUCUGUAAGAUGUAGUGUUUAGACAUUGCUAUAGAGAUAAUUGUUUGACACCUGUGGAAAAAGUGUAACAUCCAUAAAAGAUGAAAACUGCUCUUUACUCAUAUUCUUUCAGCAAAGCACUCUGACAUUGUGACAUAUUCCUACUGGUCUUUGUAUCAGCAUAUCCUGCAUCUGUGGUGCUUCAAAGGUUCAUUGUAGCCAUUCAUAAACAGUGCAAGCUUUUUAUUCAAAACACCCCAAAUGGGGCUCAUUCAAAUCCCUCAUUUCAUUGCAUUAAGCCACCUAGUU